This is a messenger RNA of Spirometra erinaceieuropaei, 372 nucleotides long. NCBI's taxonomy places the organism in Eukaryota, Metazoa, Platyhelminthes, Cestoda, Diphyllobothriidea, Diphyllobothriidae. The record is from the annotation of a GenBank genome assembly.
AUGUCGUCCGACAAUGAGGGGGAUGCGCCUCAAAACAUCCCUAACCCACCUGCGAGUAACUAGUGGCUUUUGUCGUUAUUGUUCUUUUAGUGAAAGUUGGAAAUAUGCGUGUGGCUACAAAACGCAGAGAUUCGAACGAAAAAGCAUUGACUUCUGCCGAAUAUAAUAAACAGGCGGAGGAAUACAACUCGGAGUAUGUUUUGUAAUCGCAAACUAUGGUUGUUUAGAAUAGUAGCGCAUCCACAGCACGACUUCCUCACGAAGGAGGAGCUUGAAUUUCAUGACAAGACUAUUCGCGACAGCCAAACCAAACCUGAGCCAAAACUAACAAAACCGAACCAGCCGGUGAUGCGCAUCUACCAUCAACCCUAA